AUGCACAUGCUGCUAGCGCUGGCUGUCAAUCAGGCCCUCCAGGAGUAUUACUUUCAGAAGAGCCAGGCCGAAGAGCAGGUUGUGGUUUUCGAGUAUUUCGGGAGCUUUUCCCGGUCACUCCUUACCAUGUUUGAGUUUACCCUCGCAAAUUGGGCCCCCCCAGCAAGGGUAUUGAUGGAGAAUGUGCACGAGGCACUCUUCAUCUAUUCUGUUGUGCACAAGAUGGCACUUGGAUUUGCCGUCAUCGGGAUUAUAAAUGGAGUAUCCAAGACGUUCAAGGUGGCUUCUUCGGACGACGCCGUGAUGGUCAGGCAGAUGUAUCGUAAGGAGAAGAUGCACACUCAAAAGAUGCAGCGCCUCUUCGUCGAGGCAGACGCGAACGGCGAUGGUACUAUUGAGCUCGAUGAGUGGCUGACGAUCUGCGAGGACCAGUGGGUGCAGAUCUGGCUGAAGUCUCAAGACCUCGAUGCAACUGAUCCGGGCAAGUUGUUCACCUCAUUGGAUGACGGCAGCGGGACCCUCACUGUAGAGAGGCUCGUCGAGGGCACUGCGCGGCUGAAAAGCCAGUGUUCGGCCGUGGCAGUUAUUACUCUCCUCAAAGAAGUUCACGAUCGGGUGAAGGACAUCGAAACCACGUUGCAUGACGACCGUGCUGAGGUCAAUCCCGUCAGGACGCGCGGGGAUGAUCGAUUCAGAGGGUCUCCCCUUCCCAGCAGCAAUGCAUUAUGA
Prorocentrum cordatum is the source of this 729-nucleotide messenger RNA. The record is from the annotation of a GenBank genome assembly. NCBI's taxonomy places the organism in Eukaryota, Dinophyceae, Prorocentrales, Prorocentraceae.